AUGGUACCAAGUCUCAUCAGAAGGCUCGGGGCCUUAUCAUUACUACUCAGCUCUAUCAUAGCUUCCCCGCUAUCUAAGCCCGAGUAUUUGAAAUCUCGAGCAGGUACACUUGCUAUCACAGGUGUUCAAGAUGGUGGUUUACAGCCCCGUCUUGAGAUUCGAUCACUUGCCGCUGACUCUACUCAAUGGAACUUAUUUUUGUUAGCUAUGAUAGCAUAUCAAGGUACCGAUCAGAGUGAAUUGUCGUCUUUCUACCAAAUUGCAGGUAUUCACGGUUACCCCUUGAAGCCCUGGGACGGAGUUCAAGCUGUAGGAGCUGGAACCAGUGGGUAUUGUACUCAUGGAUCCAAUCUUUUUGGUCCUUGGCAUAGACCCUACCUUGCAUUACACGAGCAACAAGUACAUGCCUGGGGUGUCAAAAUUGCGCAAGAAUUCACCGGUAGCAACUCAGAAGCAUAUCAUCAGGCAUCUCUGGCUCUCAGAAUGCCAUAUUGGGACUGGGCUGCCAACCCUGCAAAUAAUGGACCCAUCCUCCCUAAUGUCUUAAGUAACCCAACCGCUUUUGUUACGUAUCCCAAUGGUAGUACUGCAACAGUGCCCAAUCCAUUGUUCUCUUACAGCUUUCAUCCCUUGAUACCAAGCGAUCUUCGAAAUUCUGCUCCAUUCAACACGUGGAAAAACACACUUCGGUGGCCAACAUCAAACAAUGCCGACGCCACAAGUCAAAAUAACCUCGCGGAAGAGCAAUUUGAGGCCAACUUACCAAAUUUCAGAACACAAAUCAUGACUCUCUUUGCAAAUUGGCAACCAUAUAACCGAUUCAGCAACAAGGGAUCCGGUAGCUCUGGCUUCGGCAACAUUGAAUCGAUUCAUGAUACUGUUCAUACGUUGACCGGAGGCUUUAUCUUUUCUGGUCACAUGUCCAUUGUUCCAGUCGCUGCAUUCGAUCCAAUCUUCUGGUUUCACCAUGCAAAUAUCGACAGAUUAAUUGCCCUUUGGCAAGCUGUAUAUCCCAAUACAUAUGUCGAACCAACACAGCAGAGAGCAGGCACAUUCACCAUUCAAAUGGGCUCUACUCAAGAUCAAAACUCUCCUUUGACUCCAUUCCAUCGAGAUACGAGUGGCAACUUCUUCUCCUCCGCCGAUGUGCGCAACGUCGAAAGGCUUGGCUAUUCCUACCCUGAGAUCAUCAAUCAUCCCGACAACACUACUCUCCAACGAAACAUUGCUGCACUUUAUACCAGUCCCCCAGCCAGCUUCAAGAAACGACAAGUAGCCACCACAACCUCACUUCUACGCGACUACCUAGUGAAGAUUGAUUUACCGUGGACAGCUCUCAACGGUACUUACAGUGUCGGAGUGUUUCUCGGCAAGAGCUCUGCCAAACCUGAUGAGUGGGCGAAAGAUCCCGCAUACGUUGGUAUGCACGCUACACUUGGGACACAGAGCAUGACACCCAAUGAUGUUAUCGCCUCAAGCAAUGUGCAUCUCACCGAUGCUCUCAUCAAAAAGCAUGAUGAAGGUGUUCUGCCAGAUCUCAAUGAAGAUACUAUUAUUAAUUAUUUGACUGCUAAUCUAGAGUGGAAGGCUCAACAAGACGGCAUUGAGAUUGAUAUUAGUACCCUGGCUGGUGCGGUGGUGACAACAGAGUCAAUCGAGGUUGCUGCCCCUGAUGCUUUGGGUACUUUUUCGAAUUAUAAGUGGGUAGGAGAUUUCAAGAGCUACCCGGGUGUGUUUGAUGCCCUUGGGAUUUAA
Molecule: messenger RNA, 1755 nt
Organism: Botrytis sinoallii
Lineage: Eukaryota; Fungi; Ascomycota; Leotiomycetes; Helotiales; Sclerotiniaceae
Exons: 7
Coding region: 1-1755 (584 amino acids)
Molecular function (GO): oxidoreductase activity
Source: RefSeq, a predicted model, not a curated record